Opisthorchis viverrini is the source of this 5014-nucleotide messenger RNA. RefSeq lists its product as hypothetical. The record is from RefSeq and is a predicted model, not a curated record. Lineage: Eukaryota; Metazoa; Platyhelminthes; Trematoda; Opisthorchiida; Opisthorchiidae. The transcript is spliced from 5 exons. The coding region runs from base 1 to 4449 and encodes 1482 amino acids.
AUGUUAAUACUUCCUUGUUACUUCUGUUCCGAUUUAGUGGAUGAAGAUAGCUCCUCAACCUCAGGAAAAAGUACAUCAACAUCUCCUAAAGCUGCUAACGAAGAUACAGAUAGUUACCUCAGUUCCUCGCCUUGGAUCAAACCUGAGUGCGAUGAUGUACUCCAUGAUUACGAACCCCCCUCGGCCGACAGUACGCAGUCGGGUGCCGGUCCAGUGGUAUCUUGCAGGCCGAGCGUCACCAUCACUCUUCCAAUCUACCCACCCCCAGAAAAAGCCAUGCAACCUCCCCGUGUUCCGACUUCAACGUUCGGAGCCUUCCCGAUCGACAAGGUGUCUAUCGCUCCUGUGGCUUCACUUCAGAUAGUCUCCGUUAGUAAUCUUCCUGCUUUGAGGAAUACUUUUUCUCCCACAUCCCCACCUCCGUCUACCUCGAAUUGUAGCAACUCUUUGGUUCGGAUUUCUUGCACGACCCCGACAACUGUUGUUCCGGACUUACCUAAUAGUUCAUCUGGCUCACCUUCCGUCCCACCUUCUGAGGGCUUCACGGUUACUCCGGUAGAAGAACUGCAAGCCGAAACAUCCCGGUUCACUUUUCCAUUCGGUUUUCUGGAUGACCUCUUACCUGAGAAUGAUCCAACACGGUCCGCCUAUAUCCACUACAAGUGCACUCGUUUACGUUAUCCGUUGUCGUUAGCUGUGGCUAUGUCAAAGCUUUCUGACCUAUCAAAACUUGCUACGGUGCCCAUAGAACUACCCAAUCCGUCAGGCGCACCUGCUCGAAGGAAGUCUUUCUCGAAGUGUCGUCGACCAGAUCACGGCUUCCUGGAAAUAGACUCUAGUCAUUUCUCGCUGAACUCCUCUUGCCCCGGUUUCUCAUCUGAAGCUAAUCCACCCACGCCACCAACAUCAAACCACCCUCGAACAAAAGCCCAACUUAGAAGCUUGCGCAGGUCAGACCGUCAUCCGGAGACUCCCAAAGAGCGAUCUCCGACACCCGUGUCCCCGGUUCUUCGCACAACCGUUGCUGCAACAUGCUACACCAGUAGAAUAUCUGCUGGUCGCAGGUCGACAAUACCCCGCCAGCGGCGUCGAUCCACGGGUAACAUGCCUUCUUCGAAUCCACUGGGUUAUCACCAUGACAAAAUAGAUGCAUUCGCAGCCCAGAACAAACCGAACAUUGCAUUACUCGUCGUCGCUUUUGUUCGACAUUACAGGCCCAUCAGGAACCAUAUGGGUACUUCAAGCAGACUUCCGUUGCUGGGAACUCUUGCUCUUAACGAGGUUUUCGUUACUGGGUUUUGUUGUUACCUCAACACAAAUUUUCGUACCGUUAUAUUUGUACUCGCCUGUCGUUUUUUCCCAGUCUCUGCCGAUUCACUUCCACCUUGUCUCAUCCGUUCUGGACGACGCCCUCAGCAACAGCCCCCUGUAAUCGUUAUCGAGGAUGAUGAUAGUCCAGAAGUUCCUGCCUCGCCCUGCGCUCCAGAUUCACCUAUGCGUUCAUUGAAUCUCUGCCAAAAUAAGUCCUCUUUCGAUCGAGACUUUAUGUCUACACUCCCAGUAACGAUUUCCAAGCAGUGUCUAUCCGGCCUGUCCAUUUUGAGCUCUCAACAGUUGUACGAAGUUCCAGGCUCACGUGUUCCCUAUUGGAUUUCCCUCAAGUUCCCAGGUGAUUCUCGGCCACGUCCCACGAAUUACCUUCUUUUAGGGGAUGUUGCUCGCAUCGUUUGCCUUCUUAUGGCUGAUCCCAGCAAUGCAUCCUGUCUGGAGCCUGUGCUCAAACACUGUUGUCGUACCUGUCAUCGGGUGUUGGUCAAACAUUUGAAAUUGAGAAUUCCUUCUGCAUAUGUUAACGUUAGUGCGCUCGUCCAGCAAAAGUAUCCUUUAGGCUUACCUACUGGCCAGCCGAUUUAUAGUUUACCAGUGAUUCCUUGGCCUUCGAAUUACCCUUACACGGCAGCGCUCGGACUCGCCUGGAAAAAGUUGCCUUUUGGUAAGGGUUGGGCGGAUGCCGUCUCAGAUUCGCUUUUGAUGAAGACAGCUACUCUGAUUAUGCAAACGGAGCCCAGUCGAUUAGGACUGGGGUGUACUGACAACGGGACGAAAACUUCUGUCACGAUGUCUUCUAAUCCACUAUCUGCCAUCUCUCUGCCUACUGCACCGAAACCCAAAUCCAAAAACGGGAUAAAUGAUCCUCCACGCCCCAGUCCACAUUUGCCUCUUUCUAUUCAGAGACGCUUUCUGCUUCGUGACUGUCUUCCACAGCGGCAAUACCAAGGGUUGGAACAAAUCGCGAAGUGCCUCAAAUCGAUCACUCGCCGCAUGUUUGUGGAUACUAAGUCAACCUUCGAAUGGCGACCACUCGGCAAACCCCGGGGUCCGUCGGUUGACAUUCUCAAUACUAACUUGUUCACUUGCCUAUUUGACGUCCACUCAACUUUGUCUGUAUGUUUGCGAUGCCUGCGCGAUUCUUAUGCAUCGCUUAUUUCUGCUGGGUCUUGUCUCACUGCCCGGUUGAAACUGUCCGAAUUGCUGGAUACGGAUGUGGAUCAGCUACGCAUUGAACGUGGACGUGCGAGGCUAUUCCCUAGUGAAACAGUUGCACGGCAUAAUAUUGUCCGCAUUUUGUGUGAAGAGAUACAUCCACAACUUUUUAAUCUUGUGGAGCAGGUUAACAGGACCCACCUGAUCUUACGACAGUUGUGUAACGAAGUGAAUCUUUUAGGUCCCUUUGUCCCAACACAGACCCGUUGCUCCUCGCAAACUUAUUCAGCAACCGCACGGGCUUUAAUCUUGGAAGCCCUAGGUGGUCAGGUACCGGAAUCUGUAAUAUUAACAGACGGUUGGGCAGAUUUUAUGCACCUGAUUCAAGAGAUUUAUGACUUUUUGUGCGAUAUCGUCGGAUCUUUCACCUACCAGCUUAGCACGAAAUUACUGGAAUUUAAAUCGGGUUUAUCUAUGACCGCUCGCUCCAUUUCUCUUUCUUGGAUUCCUGCGUUUGGCAGAACUCAGAAGUCGAUUGAUGCGCGAGCCAGUGAAGAUCUGAAAUUUCUUGCUGUUUCGUUGCAAAAGCAGUAUGAUGUUUUGGAAGCGUGGCUUCGUGCCCAGCACAACGUUAUACUGCCGGAGAUCGGCAAUCGACUUCUAGGACUAUUCCACAAGCUAUUUAAAGUUAAAGAUGGAAUCGCAAAUUCACAGGAUUGGGUGCUUCCCAAUGUCCGCUUAUUUGUUCCUUAUGGAUCGAAAAACCCUAGUGAAUUCAACUCAAUCAAAGACCUUGGCACACCUUUUGUCGAACUGCCUUCGUGGCCACCGACAGUCGAUGGUCUUUCCGAGCAGUCUGUUUCCCAAAACCCACCUGUUACCACGACUUCACCUGGUCUGCUUACGUUAUUACUUACUCCUGCAUCUUCCGCUGAGCCGGACAACUUUCGAAAGGUCCACUCUUUCCGUACAAUUUGCACCACCGGAUCAACCCCUCCUGGUUUGGUGGCAUCUGUCUCCAGCCAUUGCUCUCCUCUUUCAGCUGAAUCCCAUGUUGUUUGUUCCAGUACUAGUGCCAAACGCAUAUGCAUUGACCUAUCACAAAAUCCUGAAGAGGAUUCGACUAUCAUAAACUCUUGUCACACAAGUGUGGACGACAUAGAUUUUGUUGAGUGUACCGGAACCAGUACCAUCGAUCGGCGGCGUCUCGGUCAACUUAAACGUAAAAUCAAAAUUUCUCAUGCGGCGACGAAUGAUUCUAAUGCAACUCAACGGACAGUUUCUGAGGGAAGUGACUCCGAAGCGUCCGCAAAUGAGUGCGCACUUGAUGGUAGCUCCACCGAUCACGACGAUGGUAUCCAGUCUGUGCAAAGAUCACCCGAGGCCGUUGAAACUUCCAAGGUCCAGCAAAAUCCACUGUCGAGUGGCGAUGGUAUCGCAGUCACCGAACAAACUAUAUCUCUUCCAACUUCUGUCUCCUCCUGCGUAUGUGAAAACAACAGUCUAGAACAACGUGAUUCGUGUGGCACACAACAGGAUUUAGCAAUGGCUUCAGCAGACAAACAUUCGUUUUUGAGUGUGGACACGAUGCUGGUCAGUACUACCGCUUCACCUAUCAGUGCGCCGUUGGUAUAUGCCGGCUUCAGUGGUAGUGAACCAUACAGCGCUGUACAUUCGGCACCAGUAUUUCCAGAAUCAUGGACCAAAUCUCCUGGGUCGCUUGGUAAACCUUCCAUCUCAUCAGCCGUUGAUCCUUCGUCUCACUUGAUGCGACAGUCGUCUACAAAUGCAAGUCUUGACAUUGAGCAAGUUGCAGCGAAUCUGGAUAGGCUAGUUCCAUGGCUAGAACAAAAAACAAGCUCUACUCACGUUCCAGGUCCGAUCACAGCUGCUGUCCUUUCUCAGUCGAGCAGCUCGUUAUCCCACGGUUGUGAUCUAGCCAUUGAUUUAACUUCAGACGAUUAAAGAGCUUUACCGUAUCUCCUAAUUACCCAUUCUUCUCAUUUCGUGCAGUUUGUAAAUCGGUGGUGCAUUUUUGCGCUUUUCUUUUUUUAUUAUUUCAUUCUUUUAUAACAACCAGAUUACUAUGUUUUACAUAGACUAUGCCUUGUAGAUAUUUGUUUAUCAUACCCGGUCACUAGUCAUUUUACCAGUUUUCUUAUCUGACGCGAGUUUCGUGGCGUAUUAGCCCAAUCAAUAUUGUAAGAACCAAUCAACCGGUCAGCGUUCAUAAGUUAGUUGAUUCUAUUUUGUAUUUCAUUUGGCUUGUGCUUCUCCGCAAGAUGAGACACAGUCAGAAUCCGAAUAAGCGAACUUUGUGCAUCCCACAAUUUCCUGCGUCGACACUGAAAGACAUUUUGCAGGCCAGAACCCACUGGCACACAUGUACAUAUUGUCGAUUGCUUUGCUGACUACGCAUUCUCAGAGUCUGUUGUGUUUCGGUAAAUAGUCAGUAUGUCUUGUCGCGUAAACUGGCUUCCUUUUGCCAUCUAGGUUACAGUACAUUCGAUUACUUAACCUGACAUCCCCG